UGCGGCAGGAGAAAAAUUAUACCAAUGAAUUCGUAUUGAAAAAUUUAUACUAAUUUUUACUCCCUCCUCAAUCGGUCUCAUUGGUUAAAUUUAUGAUCAAAGUUAAAUCUCGAUAAGCGCGGACGCACUACAUUGUAGAAUAGAAUAGAGGGAGUAACAAGAGAAAUCUCUUAAUUAAAUUUCUUAGAUAGUGACCUUGAAAAUAUAUACUGAAAACCUCCUGCUAGAAGUCGAUCCCCUGACUGAGUGCAAGAGAAAUGCCGCGGUAUAUGCCAAGUUUCUAUAAUAAAAAAAUUGAAACAAGAAGUUUCUAUAAUUUUAGGGACAGUUGUAGUAGUAAUGGUAUUUUGAAGUGUGGUAUAUGACUUAUAUAUGCAUUUGAACCCAUCCUUCAUGCUGUGACUUAUACAUUUUUGUUCUUGGAGAUCCCCUUACUGAGUGCAAGAGAAAUUCGCGUGGUUUUAGUUCCCGAAUUCCUUCUCUUUGCAUGAACUUUGUGUUUACUUCUUCCUGUGACUACAAUUAUUGAUUUGUCAAAGUCAAUAGUGGCAGCCACUGUUCGUGAGUCCAAGUUUCCGUCUCUUGACACUGAAAACCAUGACGGGAAUGACAAGACUAUACUGUACGCGUCUGUUCCAACAAUAUACUCCACUAGAUUUGCUUGUACGAUUAUUAAUGAGUUGGCCAUAGAGUAGAGCCUAUGGUCUAGGUUUAGUAACGGGAGAAAUGGUUAAUCAAAUUUCUUAGCUAAUGACCUCGAAAUUAUCUAGCGAAGAUCGCUUAGAAAUGCUUAGUAUUCACGCCAAAUGGCUUUGAUUUUGGGCCGGGGUAGCAUUUUCAAGUGUGGUAUGCAUUGGUGUAUGCAGACCCGAGCGCGGAGGUGAUCGCGCUGUCGCCGCGGACGCUGAUGGCGACGAACCGGUUCGUGUGCGAGAUCUGCCACAAGGGCUUCCAGCGCGACCAGAACCUGCAGCUGCACCGGCGCGGCCACAACCUGCCGUGGAAGCUGCGGCAGCGCGGCGCCGAGGGCGGGGCGGCGCCGCGGAAGCGGGCCUACGUGUGCCCGGAGCCGGCGUGCGUGCACCACGACCCCCGGCGCGCGCUGGGCGACCUCACCGGCAUCAAGAAGCACUUCUGCCGCAAGCACGGCGAGAAGAAGUGGAAGUGCGACCGCUGCGCCAAGCGCUACGCCGUGCACUCCGACUGGAAGGCCCACGCCAAGGUCUGCGGCACCCGCGAGUACCGCUGCGACUGCGGCACCCUCUUCUCCAGGAGGGACAGCUUCGUGACGCACCGGGCCUUCUGCGACGCGCUGGCGCAGGAGAACAGCAAGCUGGCGCAGCCGGCCAUGAACAUGGCCACGGUGGCCUCGGCGCUCCAGGGCCAGCAGCACGCUCACCACCACCACAACCUCAUGCUGCCGUCCACCCACGCCGACGACCUGGACAUGGACGCCGACGAGGCGUCCGCUUACGAGCCGGACAUCAAGAGCCCGCACCUGAAGAUGUUCUCCGACUACGACGCCGACGCAGCCGCCGCCGACAACCCGCUGGGCUGCAUGCUCUCCAGCCUCGGCGCUACCCCGACCGCCUUCAGCCCGAGCAGCAGGCUCAGCAUGCUGGGCCUGCAGGCAGGGCCGAGCGACCCCGCCGCAAUCGGCGGCUGCUACUCCCCGGGAAACAACGGCCUGGCGAGCAUGUCCGCCACGGCGCUGCUGCAGAAGGCGGCCCAGAUGGGCGCGACGACGUCGAGUGGCUACGGCGUGAGCUUCACCCCUGGCCACCCGGGCCUCGCGUCCACCAUGGCCGGGCUCGACCGCCUUCCUUGUACCGCGGGCCCGUUCGGGCCGACGAGAGCCUACGGCACGUACGACGGGGUGGUCGGGUUCGGCGUCGGCGGGCUGAUGCCUGGCCAGCUCUACAACGACGCAGCCAACGGUAGCACGACGAGGAACGUUGGACCGGCGGCCAGCGGCGCGGACAACCCGAUGGAUGAUGAGCGCCGGCGAGGCGCCGACAACGGCGUGCGCGUGGUGGACUACAUGGGCGUCGAGCACCAGAGAACAAGCUACGGUAGCGUGAGUAGCGCCAGCCCGUUCCCGGAUCACACGGGCCCGUGGGCCUAGGGUCUGCCAUCCGGCCCACGCAGGCUACAGGGGAGAGACGGCGUCUCUUUCUAAUUCGAGAUUUGAGACUUCAGCACAAUUGUGUACUGCUAUCUGAUGAAUCAACCAGAGAUUUCUGCCAUGUGUUCAUCCAUCUACCUGAGCCUGUGCGAGCACAGACAACAAGUAGCAAAGCCUUAUUUAACUA
This is a messenger RNA of Triticum aestivum (bread wheat), 2312 nucleotides long. RefSeq names its product zinc finger protein GAI-ASSOCIATED FACTOR 1. The coding region runs from base 908 to 2125 and encodes 405 amino acids. The record is from RefSeq and is a predicted model, not a curated record. Gene Ontology annotation, cellular component: nucleus. The transcript has 2 exons. Lineage: Eukaryota; Viridiplantae; Streptophyta; Magnoliopsida; Poales; Poaceae. Gene Ontology annotation, molecular function: DNA-binding transcription factor activity.